This is a messenger RNA of Homarus americanus (American lobster), 6189 nucleotides long. RefSeq names its product 5-oxoprolinase-like. Gene Ontology annotation, molecular function: 5-oxoprolinase (ATP-hydrolyzing) activity. Bases 108 to 3989 code for a protein of 1293 amino acids. NCBI's taxonomy places the organism in Eukaryota, Metazoa, Arthropoda, Malacostraca, Decapoda, Nephropidae. Gene Ontology annotation, cellular component: cytosol. The transcript has 25 exons. Gene Ontology annotation, biological process: glutathione metabolic process. The record is from RefSeq and is a predicted model, not a curated record.
UUAGGUAACCAACCCCCAGAAGCUGUACCGGUACUCUACUGUGCUCUGGGACUCACAGUUUUAGCUCAUUAUCCAACAUUAAAAAGAAGUAACAUAAAUUUAUAGCGAUGGAAGACAAAUUCUGUUUCGCCAUAGAUCGUGGAGGUACAUUCACUGAUGUGUAUGCUCGUUGUCCUGGAGGAUCAGUGAGAGUCUUGAAGUUACUAUCCGUCGACCCCAACAACUAUGAGGAUGCUCCCACUGAGGGCAUACGACGGGUUAUACAAGAGGAGACUGGAAAAAGUAUUCCUCGAACCUCACUCUUAGAAACAAACAAUAUUGGGUGGAUACGUAUGGGCACGACUGUUGCCACAAAUGCACUUUUGGAACGAAAGGGGGAGAGGAUGGCCUUAGCAAUAACUGAGGGCUUCAAAGAUCUUCUCCAUAUUGGUAACCAAGCCCGCCCUAAUAUUUUUGAUUUGGAAAUAGUGUGCCCUGACGUCUUGUACGAGGAAGUGAUAGAAGUGCAAGAGCGGGUGAUUCCUCGUCAAGAUACAAGUACAAGUGAAGCAAUUAAUAACCAGUGGAGUGUGAGUAAGACAUCCACUGCGGAGGAGGUGCUGGUAACCAAACAGCUGAAUGAGGAAAAGCUGCGGAAAAAUUUAAAAAAUAUCCUGGAGAAGGGCAUAAAAUCACUGGCAGUGGUGUUAAUACAUUCUUACAUGUACAAGGCCCAUGAAGAAAGAGUAGGAGCCAUUGCUGAAGAGAUGGGAUUUAGUCAUGUGUCACUUUCUUCUCUGGUGAUUCCCAUGGUUAAGGUAGUUCCUCGUGGCUUCACUGCGUGCUGUGAUGCUUACCUUACGCCUCACAUCCGAUCGUAUCUCAAGGGAUUUUCUGCAGGUUUCAAGAAUCAGUUGAAAGGAGUCAAUGUCCUCUUCAUGCAAAGUGACGGAGGAUUAACACAAAUGGACAGAUUCAUUGGGUCUCGAGCUAUCCUAUCUGGCCCAGCCGGGGGUGUUGUUGGCUAUGCUAUGACCAGUUAUCAGCAGUUUGACAGCAAACCGGUAAUAGGAUUUGAUAUGGGAGGGACAUCAACAGAUGUAUCCCGUUAUGCUGGUGAAUAUGAGCAUGUGUUUGAGAGCACAACAGCAGGAAUAACAAUUCAGGCUCCACAGUUAGACGUGAACACUGUGGCCGCUGGUGGAGGAUCGCGGUUAUUCUUCCGCUCGGGGAUGUUUGUUGUUGGACCAGAGUCUGCUGGAGCACAUCCUGGUCCUGUUUGUUACAAAAAGGGAGGCCCACUAGCAGUGACUGAUGCCAAUCUGGUAUUGGGUCGCCUUUUACCACAGUACUUUCCAAAGAUAUUUGGUCCUAAAGAAAAUGAGCCCCUUGAUAAAGAAAGUACUCUGAAAGCUUUUAAAAGAAUAACUGAUGAGGUGAAUUCCUCAAAAUCAGAUCCAAGCAAACACCUCAGGUAUGAAGAGGUAGCAAUGGGCUUCAUUCGUGUGGCCAAUGAAGCGAUGUGUCGGCCAAUCAGAGCCCUCACUCAGGCAAAGGGUCAUGACACGUCCCAUCACGUGUUGGCUGUAUUUGGUGGAGCUGGAGGUCAACAUGCCUGUGCUGUGGCACGAGCACUAGGGAUGCAGUCUGUUGUAAUUCACAAGUAUGCCGGUAUUCUGUCUGCAUUUGGGAUGGCUCUUGCAGAUGUUGUACAUGAAGCACAAGAACCAUGUUCAAAAUCUUACGUACCAGCAAACUUUUCAUAUCUAGAUGAGCAUCUGGAAGCCUUGGAGAAAGAAUGUGUUGACUACCUGCAAGGUCAGGGAUUUUCCUCCUCAAACAUUGUUUGUGAAGCAUACCUGAACCUUCGUUACCAGGGUACAGAUUGUGCACUCAUGUGUACUGUUAAUAAAGAUGGUCUGAGCACCAAAAGUGAUGCUUGCAAAUAUGGUGACUUCAAGCAAGCUUUUUUGGAAAGGUACCAGAGAGAAUUUGGUUUUGUUAUUGCUGACCGAAAAAUAUUCGUAGAUGACAUUAGAGUUCGAGGAAUUGGAAAGUUGAUGAUAGACACAGGUGAGGUAGUACCUCAGGCAGAAGAAGAACCCAAGAUAGAAACUGUGACGAGCAUUUACUUCAAGGAAGGUUGGUUAGAGACUCGGGUGUACAUGUUGUCCUCUUUGUUAUCAGGACAUACUAUACCUGGGCCUGCCAUCAUCAUGGAUAAAUUGUCCACUAUACUGAUUGAGCCAGGCUGUGUAGGCCAUAUCACAUCUCAAGGAGAUGUACAAAUUCAAGUUGGAAGUACAAAAAGAGAUAAAAUUGGAACAGAACUUGAUGCAAUUCAACUGUCAAUUUUCUCACAUCGAUUCAUGAGUCUGGCAGAACAGAUGGGAAGAAUUUUGCAACGAACCUCCAUAUCCACUAAUAUCAAGGAGCGCCUCGACUUCUCGUGUGCCUUGUUUGGUCCUGAUGGAGGAUUGGUAUCAAAUGCUCCCCAUAUUCCAGUUCAUUUAGGAGCCAUGCAAGAAACUGUGCUUUACCAGCUGCAGCUGUUGGGAGAUAAACUGAAGGAUGGUGAUGUGUUGCUGUCCAAUCAUCCCACGGCAGGUGGUUCACACUUGCCUGACCUCACUGUUAUCACUCCAGUGUUUUACAAAAGUGUGCAUCGUCCAGUUUUCUAUGUAGCUAGUCGUGGCCACCACGCAGAUAUUGGUGGCAUCACCCCAGGCUCUAUGCCACCACAUUCUACCUCCAUCCAUGAGGAAGGAGCAGUCUUCUUAUCAUUCAAACUUGUUGAUCAAGGCAUCUUUCAGGAAAAGAAAUUGAUUGAGGCUCUCAUGGAUCCUGGGAAGAUUCCUGGAUCAUCUGGAACUCGUAAUCUUAAGGAUAACUUGUCAGAUCUUCGAGCUCAAGUUGCUGCUAACCACAGGGGAAUCCUGCUAGUGAAUGAACUGAUAGACUACUACUCUCUAGAUGUAGUUCAAGCAUACAUGGGCCAUAUUCAGUCAAAUGCUGAAGUGGCUGUUAAAGAGCUACUGAAAGAAGUUGGAUGUCGUAUCUUUAAAAAAACAGGAGUCGCUGCAUUGCAUGCCAUUGAUUACAUGGAUGAUGGGUCCCCAAUUGAGCUGACAGUAAACAUCAACAUUAAAAAAGAAACUGCUGUGUUUGACUUUGGAGGAACAGGACCAGAAAUUUGGGGUAAUUGCAAUGCACCUCGAGCCAUUACUGUGUCAGCUGUCAUUUAUUGCCUGCGUUCCAUGGUUGGUCAUGACAUACCCCUCAAUCAGGGUUGUCUGAAGCCAAUAUCUAUCAAGAUACCUCCAGGAUGUUUGUUGGAUCCUUCACCAGAUGCAGCAGUUGUAGGUGGUAAUGUGCAAACAUCACAGAGGGUAGUUGAUGUCAUCCUUCGUGCCUUUGGUGUUUGUGCUGCAUCCCAGGGCUGCAUGAACAACGUGACCUUUGGUGAUGAAAGUAUUGGAUAUUAUGAGACUGUUGCAGGAGGAGCAGGAGCGGGUCCAACUUGGCAUGGCCGUAGUGGUGUUCACGUUCAUAUGACCAAUACCCGAAUUACAGAUCCAGAAAUACUGGAGACCCGUUACCCUGUCAUCCUCAAUAAAUUCACACUAAAUCCAGGAACAGGUGGCAAUGGUAUAUUUAGAGGUGGUGAUGGUGUGGCGCGAGAGUUACUGUUUCGCCGUCCCUUAACUCUCUCCAUCCUCACUGAAAGACGAGUCUUUACUCCUUAUGGUCUUGAAGGUGGCGAAGAUGGACAAAGGGGUAACAACCUCUUGGUUCGUAAAUGUGGCCGUGUAAUUCGUUUAGCCUCAAAAGCAUCAGUGAACGUCGAGAAAGGAGAUAUGUUCCGGUUAUUAACUCCUGGAGGUGGAGGUUUUGGAACACCCGACAAUUCCAAUGCAGACUCCAAGUGUUCUAAACCACCCAAAAAGAGGCAACGACACAUCGAACGAGGAAGUGUUUAUGAAUACACGAGGGCACAAGAGAGUGUGUAAUAAGAUACUGUACAUGAUGGAGAACCUGAGUAGUAGUACAGGAGUAGUCUGUAAUUUUUGUUAUGCUUUUUAUUCAAUUUUUAACUGACAAAGACAUUUUAAGGAAUAAUACACUACUUUGUUAAGUACUGUAUGUUAUAUUUGGUAUGAAUAUCCUACACAUAAACCUGUAUAGGGGGUCUUCACUAUAUGUUGGAGAUGUGUUCCAGAGAAACUCAACUUGUAGUGAACUCUUUAUAAUAAGGAUUUUUUUUCCAUAAGAAUGAAUGUACUGUAAUUAGGGGUAUAUGCAUUCCAACAUGUACAGUAAUACCCCUUGAAAGCUCAAGAUGUGUUCCUGGAGAGAGUACACCCAGCAAAUCAGCUUACUAUGGUGACAUUACAACAUACUGUACAGUAUAUUAUUUGAUUUGGAAAUAUGUUCAUAAUAACGAUAUUUAUUUCCUUUGAGUGAUAUUGAUGGUUUGAUUUGGCUACUUGUACACUUAGACAACUGACCAGUGAAUAAACUAGGGCAUGUGGAAAUGCAUUAUACACUACAACAAUACUGUAUUUAUUAAGUGCUCAUAAAUAUGCUACAAUAUUACUUAGUAAGUGCUAAAGACAGAUCCUGUGUUAAGCACCAACUCUCUUGAGCAGUGACAACAAUGGUGCUUGAGAGAUGGGGUAGUGUGGGUAACAUUGUUAGGGAGAGCAGAAACUAUCAGCUGUUACUGCUCUGUAAACAAGAGGCCGGGAGUAUAAUACAACACAAUAACUUGUCUACAGUAGGGUGGAGUGUGCGAGUUUUUUUUUUGGGGGAGAGCCAGUUAUGAUAAUGUCUUAUAAAUCCAGCACCAAAGUAACCUAAAUAACAUGAGAAUUACAGUAUGGUGAAACUGCAUACUGUUCUUAUAAGGGAUUGUGAUCUGAAGAGCAUGGGCGGUGAAUUGUCCUCUUAGUACAGCCAGCACUCCCUCCUCCGCCACUUCCUCUACCCUACUACUCACCCAGACGUAUUUUUGUACAAUAAUUUUUUUUUUUUUUCACUCCAUUUCUUGACAUGCAAACCCUCCAUUGUAUAAGAAGUGAAUAAGGUUUUCCAAACUUUAAUUUUUUGGUGUUGGAACACUCGUGUAAUUUAAAUGUCUGCAGUGAGGUACAGUAAACAGUCGUUCGUCGAGUCGUGGUGUGCUGUCAAACCGCCUACUGUCAGAUGGACCGCUGCUCUGUUAAUUUUUCUUUUAUAUUUUUAUAUUACUGUACAGAAUAUAGUAUUUUCAUUAUUCAUAAGGGACACUAGCACAUUGAGAUGACAUUUCUGCAAAUUCUGUGGUAACUUGCUUAUAACAAUGGCAUUGUGCGCAGUCAUGUGAGAGGUGACUGAUGUAUUUUGGCGUGGUAGAAACUUAACACUUGUAGGGCACUUUUAUUACUUAUUAUAGUCAUUUUAAAAUAAUAUUAGAUGUUUUUAACACUUUAUGCGUCAUAUUCAGAUACAUCGAGACUUAGUAUAAAACAGUGGAUGAUGCAGACGAUGUACAGUAUAUGAAAAUUUCUUCCUAUUGUUAGCAACUUAUAUUUGAAAUGUCAGGAUGUCAUCUGGCUCAAAAUAUCUCGACCAUCUAUAACUAUUUUUCUUUGUUUCCUAUACUGUUCUCCCAACUCUACCAACUAUUUAGAACUCUUUGAGUAUCUCACUUCUUGCCAUGAGUAGUUGCUAUCCAUACACCCCAACACCGAGAUCCUCUACCUGGGGGAUUUCAAUUUACAAUCAACGACAAAAGUUGUGUCGCGGUUUUGUUCAAAGCUUAAAUAUAACCCGUGAAACAUUAUGAGAGCCCCCAAGCACAAGGCAGAGCGCACCAAAAGUUUAGUCCUUCAGCAUAUGUUUUCACCAAAUUUCACGACACUACUUUUGUCUUUCAUUGUACUGUACAUUACAGAGUGGGGCUUGGCACUGCAAGGGAUGACCCAGGUGGAACUGUAGGCACUCUCUUUUUCCUUACUUAAUGAUCUGGAACAAAUAAUUAAACAUCCUACACGCGUUCUGAUCUACAAGAUCAACUUACUAACAUUCUUGACCUUUGUUUUUAUCUCUAACCCCUCACUAUUCAUACUCAAUUUCUGCCCCCUUAGGGUCUUCUGGUCACAUUCUUAUUUCUAUUAAAUCAAACUGGGCACGAACCCCUCCCCCCCCCUCUAAAUGCCAACUAUGGCA